Messenger RNA from Ipomoea nil (Japanese morning glory), 3518 nucleotides. RefSeq lists its product as uncharacterized. Lineage: Eukaryota; Viridiplantae; Streptophyta; Magnoliopsida; Solanales; Convolvulaceae. The transcript has 16 exons. The record is from RefSeq and is a predicted model, not a curated record. The coding region runs from base 670 to 3153 and encodes 827 amino acids.
AACUGUGAAUGUAUACACAUUUGAGGAUGAGUACUGUAUCUGAUAUUCCGAGGUCCCCUGAUCUUCCAUUAAUUAUGUAUACUCCGUAUUAGAUCCAAUGAAUGCAGGCUACAACAUUAGUCAUAUCACCGGACAGAUCAGCUCUGCCUGUGUGAAAAUCUGACUUUAACGCUUCAACUCAGCUCCAAAUUUUUUCUACUGGUCCAACUUAAAAUUACCCCUUUUCGGAAACUCAUAGCCCAGCCCCCGCUCCCAAUUUUCAUAUUUUCUCUUUCAUCGUGACCCUCGCCGCCGUCUCUGCCCAUUUCCGGUGGCCUGUCGCCCCCGCUGCCGUACUGGGACGCUUUGACCACCUAGCCAUCGUUGACUACCCCUGGCAGUAUACAGCUCAACCAGGGGAAAGAAACAAGGAGUGCCGUUUUAGGUUCAGAUAUAACUGACUCUGCCUGCAUAUACCUUUGGAGUCUCUUGCAAAGCUGUCAGCUACACUCUGCUGGUUGAUAGCUUCAGGAAGAUGUGCCUUUUUAUGGUGAACCAGCAUUUUUCUAUAUGGGUGUUGAAUCAUCUUGUUCUUUGGCAAUAAAUUACAAAUGAAAUAUAAUUAGGCUGGUCUGUGAGUAAGCAAAAUUGGAGGAUGCAAAGUGUUAGGACUAGAGAGAACCACAAGAAAUGUCUAUUAUAUUAGAGCGUCUCCGAUGGAUAAUUGCUGGUUUGAACAGACCUGCGCCGGUGACACCUAAGAGAUUGAAUAGUACUGAAGCCAGACCCACGUCUUUGCUAUCAUCAUCACAAAAGCAGCAGUCACAGCCAAUGAAGUCUAACUCCAAGUCUUUAUCAAACCAUAGAAAUUCACAAUCAAUGUUGGAUGCUGUGUAUGAGAUUGCUCUUUACAUUCAUCGAUUCCACAAUCUGGACUUAUUCCAGCAAGGAUGGUAUCAAAUUAAGAUUACAAUGAGAUGGGAGAAUGGUGAUUAUGAAUCUGUUGGAACUCCAUCAAGAGUAGUUCAAUAUGAAGCUCCUGAUACAGGUUCUGAUAACAUAUGUGGAGUGUGGAUGAUUGAUGACACAGACAACAGUUACUUCACACAACCUUUCCGGAUAAAAUAUGCAAGACAGGAUAUCCUUCUCUCAGUGUUGGUCUCAUUUAAUUUAUCUCUCUCCAAAUAUGAGGUCCUUCGAAUGAGCCAUUCUUCUGCCGUUAUUCUGAAAUUUGAGCUUUUGUAUGCACCUAUAUUGGAGAACGGGUGUAAUUUGCAGGCCUCAUUAGACACAUAUCCUGCAGCAGUCCAUGAAUUUCGACUUCCUCCCAAGGCUCUUUUGGGACUGCACUCUUACUGCCCAGUUCAUUUUGAUGCUUUCCAUGCUGUACUUGUUGAUGCAAGUGUACACAUAUGCUUAUUGAAACGUGGUGUCCAUACCCUCUCAUCGAAGGUUGCAAGUGGUUCCUGCAGUGAUGAUGCUUCCAGUGAAGACUUUGAUAAAGCAAAACAAGUUGUUCUUAUAAAAGGAUUUUUAACUGCUCGUGACAUAUUACUUGAAGAGCUAAGGAAAGUCAGUAAGGCUAUUAAUCAAGCAAUUGAUGUAAAUGAUUUUUCUUCUAAGCAUGAGGAUAAAGACUUGUUCACUUCCCGCCAAAGCACAUCUUCAAAAGAUAAUGCUGAAGUUUCAGGACAAAUGCCAAGCCAAAAGCAGAGUGUUUCACAGAAACGCAAUGGUAUAACUGAUUUUCGAAAUGAAGAAGUUCUUCAUUCUCUAUCCAAGGAUGAACUAGUGGGCUUAUUUCAUUCCUUUGGCAACCAAGUAUUUUACUUAUGGAGUAUAUUUCUAAAGUUUCACAGGGCUCACAGAACAUUAAUUCUUGAUUUUCUUCGAAAUCAAUGGGCUAUUGAUCGAAGAGCUGAGUGGUCAAUAUGGAUGGUUUAUUCUAAAGUUGAGAUGCCUUAUCAAUAUAUAAGUAGUGAGGUUGAUAGUUCUACCUUCCAUGGUACUGUUGGGAGAGCACCCAUCUUUCGGAAGCUCACUGAGGAUCCUACACAAACUGCAGCUAUGCGAGCUGAGCUUCACCGGCGGAGUAUUGCACAAAUGAGGAUAAAUAAUUGUUCAAUCCAAGAUAUGCAAAUUUUUGGAGAUCCAUCGCGCAUUCCAAUUGUGAUUGUAGAACAUGUUGUAAAUGCUCCAUUGCGCUCAACUAGUGGAAAUUCAUACUUGAGGCAUCUGGAGCAAAAAGAUGCAGAUAUCUUGCUUCCUAUGAUGAUGGAUUCCAAAGCUAUAAAGAAGUCAUCUGAUGAAUGCCCUCAGCAAAAUGGCCGUUCUCUAAAAAUUGUUGUCUUUGUCCAUGGAUUUCAGGGACAUCAUUUAGACUUGCGUCUUGUAAGGAAUCAAUGGCUUUUGAUAGAUCCUAAGAUAGAGUUUCUUAUGUCAGAGGCUAACGAAGAGAAAACUUCUGGCGACUUCAGAGAAAUGGGAUUAAGGCUCGCUCAAGAAGUAACGUCUUUCGUAAAAAAGAAGAUGGACAAGGCCACAAGAUAUGGAAAUUUAAAAAGCAUCAAGAUUAGCUUUGUAGGUCAUUCCAUUGGAAACAUCAUAUUAAGAACUGCAUUAACAGAGAGCAUCAUGGAACCUUAUCUCAGAUAUCUGCAUACCUAUGUUUCUAUUUCCGGGCCACAUCUUGGUUACUUGUACAGUUCAAAUUCUUUAUUUAAUUCUGGGCUAUGGCUUUUGAAGAAGCUCAAGGGCACACAGUGCAUUCAUCAGCUUACGUUUACAGAUGAUCCUGAUAUACAAAAUACAUUCUUGUACAAACUUUGCAAGCGGAAGACCUUGGAGAACUUCAGGAAUAUUAUUCUGUUAUCUUCACCACAGGAUGGUUACGUUCCAUAUCAUUCUGCUAGGAUUGAGAUGUGCCAAGCAUCUUCGGCAGACAGCUCAAAGAAGGGAAAAGUAUUUAUGGAGAUGCUCAACCAUUGCUUAGACCAGAUACGCUCUCCUUCACACGAUCAUCGGGUUUUCAUGCGAUGCGAUGUUAAUUUCGAUACGUCCUUGCAGGGGAGGAACUUGAACACCAUGAUAGGAAGGGCAGCUCACAUCGAGUUUCUGGAAUCAGACACUUUUGUGAAAUUCAUAAUGUGGUCAUUUCCAGAAGUAUUCCGUUGAUUAUUUGGGAGCUUUUCCAUUCCCUAAAUCUUCACAUCCAGAGCCUGCCUAUAGUGCACAUGAACAGUUCUGGAUGCCCAUUUUCAUCUCCAGCGCAUUUGGUGCUCUGAAUUAUUUGCCUCAAGUCACUCCAUAUUAACCUAAUAGCUAAUAUAAGGUUUUUACUCCUGAAGGGCAGUUUUACUCGCUGCAAACUGCACUUUGUAGCAAUGAACCACUUAAAAAAAUACUGGGUUUCAAACUUCUUCGUAUAGUUUAGAAUCAGAUAGGUAUAAUUCUCCAAAUCUUGUAUUAUUCCUAACAUUACAAACGCAGAAAAAAAUUUACUUUGAUUGUGAAAUAGUGCAGUCGUAGUGUUUUUUGCA